Molecule: messenger RNA, 482 nt
Organism: Dermacentor silvarum
Lineage: Eukaryota; Metazoa; Arthropoda; Arachnida; Ixodida; Ixodidae
Product: prolyl 3-hydroxylase 2-like
Exons: 2
Coding region: 18-392 (124 amino acids)
Biological process (GO): collagen metabolic process
Source: RefSeq, a predicted model, not a curated record
CGACCGAGAGAACUGACAUGAGUCACGGUGUCCAUUCGGACAACUGCCAGUUCCAGGACGACGGCAGCUGCCCGGUGCUCCACAAAAAAAUUGCCUGCCGAGACUUUAGCGCGGCCAUUUACUUGAGCGCUGCCUACGGAGGCGAGAUGGUCCUGGCGACGACACCACGGACCAGUAUCCGUGCCGUCAUCCCACCCAAGUGCGGUCGCAUUGUAGCCCUGAACAGCCGCAACCCACACGGAGUGCUACCCGUCUUCUCGGGACGCCGCUGCGCGCUGCUCACGUGGAUGACGUACCAGAGCGGUAAAGAAGACCCGUCGUUGUCGAAAUUCCGGAAGAUGGUGGGAUACGUGGACGGUGACGGGUACUUCCGCAACGCGAGCCAGUACUAAAUCAGCCCCAGCCAACACCAAGUUUGUUGCCCGCACAUAUCCCACGACUCUCUUUUCCAUGUGGCCUCUUGCGCCUGCCGCGCCGAUGAA